Molecule: messenger RNA, 2262 nt
Organism: Calliphora vicina (urban bluebottle blowfly)
Lineage: Eukaryota; Metazoa; Arthropoda; Insecta; Diptera; Calliphoridae
Product: HEAT repeat-containing protein 3
Exons: 6
Coding region: 117-2099 (660 amino acids)
Biological process (GO): ribosomal large subunit biogenesis; protein import into nucleus
Source: RefSeq, a predicted model, not a curated record
ACUUUCAAAGUGUUUUCAUUUUUUUGCUGCACGUGGGGGUCUAUUUCUAUUUAAAUUCUCAAUUUGUUGCAUUCAAUUGGAAACUCCGUGCAAAAUUAAAUAAACCAGCAACAACAAUGGGAAAAACGAGAAAAAGUAAAACCAGAUACGCAGCCAGCACAAAUCCUUUGGCUGGACUCGACAGCAGCCAAGUAGAUGAUUUUUUAAAUGCCUGCGAAGAGAUUGAAAAUUCAGGCGUUGGUCCCAUUGAAGCAAUCAGAGAUCAACUGCAGAAUGCGAAUAUCGAGGAGAAACUUAAUGGUCUGCAGUCAUUGGCUGUGCUAACAGCCAGCAAAGAUAAAGUUCAGUCUAUAUGCCAAAGUGACUUGGUGAGAAUUGCUGCACCUCUGUUGUGUGAAAAAGAAACAUCAGUGCGCAAUGCUGCUGCCGGAGCAUUAAGAAAUCUUUCAGUUAACGGCAUUGAAGUAUGUGACUUCCUAGUGGAGCAAGAUAUUUUGACACCUUUACUGGCCUUGUUGCAAGAAUAUGUUUUGGAUAGCGAAUGGAAACCCACAUUUGAUGCUGCCAUGUGUGAUCAAAUGGAUUUGCGUUCCGAUGUCUUUCUUCAAGCCAUCAAUCUCUUGUGGAAUUUAUGUGAAAGUACUUCCAUUGCUGUUGAGACAUUUAAUCAAACUCAACUAAUGGAGGGAUUCAUUAGAUGCUUGGACUACAAUGUUUUUGGUUUGGAUAUAUCUAUUUCAGUGGCCCAAUGUUUGUUGGUGGUAACCGAGAAUAAUCCUAAGUCAUGGUUGGUUUUAAACCAGCAUGUACCCAAUUUCCUUUGUCUCUUAUCGGUAACUGGAGACUAUGGACAUGCUUAUCUGCGAACAUUGUCUGCGGGAAUAUUGAGUAAUGCUCCAGCUUUGGCUGCUUCAUAUGCAGGCACUAUUCUUCAAGCAUUAACACAAGUUCUAGACACAAAUCAUCAAACGGCUCUUCAUGGCAUAAGUAAUAUACCCAGCAAAGAUAAUAAGGAUCAAGCACCUGAAUUGGAAAUUAAAAUGGAUACUCAAGAUGAUGAAACUGAAGAAGCUGCUGCCAAUCGUAGAAGACGCCAAGAAUUACCUACAGCUGAUGAUAUUGCUAUGCGUGAUGUUGGCUAUUUAUUGGACGCUCAACGUAUUGCCGCCGAAGUUAUAACAAAUUUAUGUUCAUCGGAGGAAGAAGAAUGGGAUGAUGUUGAUGAUGAAGAAAUUUCGGAAAGUGAAAGUGUUGUUGAUUAUGAAACAAACCAAAGUAAUGGAAGCACAACAAAUCUAAAUGAAGGUGAUAAACUACCACUAGAAAUUGUGGAAGCCAUUAAAUCAUUAAGUCUAGUCGACAAGCUAUGGCAACGUACUCAACCCCUUGAAGAUAGUCUAGUGCAACUUUUGCGUGAAUCAAAUAUUGGCCUAAUAAUGAAGUCUAAAAAUUUACGCAUCUCUUCGUUACUGUGUUUGCAAAACUUGUGCAAUUGUUUGAACUCGGAAGAUUUGGGAGGUCACAAUGCCAUCUACAGUGUUUGGGUGGAUUUGGGACAACAAGUAUUUAAGGGUCCUAAAGAUACAUCCAUACUGGAACCUUCAACAUCUUUAAUGCGUGCAGCUCUGGAACAUUUAAAAACCAAAAAAGAACUAUUCAACCAAAUGACUCAAAAUGAUUUACAGCUUAUGCUGGAUGGUGUUAAAAAUUGUACAAUGGCAGAAAUUCGUGCAAAUUGGUUGCGCAUGUUGGGCACACUGGGAUGUUUGCUGCCCGAACCUUUAGUUAAAAUUAUUGUUUCAUUUAUAGUUGAAACUUGUUCUCAAGAAGAAGACGUUUGGACUAUCUCAGAAGCUUUGGAUGCUUUAAUGGACAUGUUCUCAGACAACGACUGGCAUCAAAUUUUAGUAGAUCUUAACUUGCCUGUUGCUAUUAAAGAACUAGAAAAAUAUUUCAAAACAAAAGUGCGUUCUCAGCGCAAGGAGUUAAAGGAACGUUACCCGGCCGUACAGACGGUGCUAACAAAUCUAUCACGAUUUUCCAAAUAUAUAGAAAAAGAAGCCAAUAAUUUUGCAAAUUCCACAAGCAGUGCUUCAUAAGAAAAUGUAUGUUUUAGUUAAGAAAUGAAAUAACUUUUCACCUAUGAGUUGAACUUUUCUGUUAGAAUAUUUUAUAUAUUCGCAAUGUAGACGAACGAUUUUUAUAAAUUAAAAAAAAAAUAAUAAUAUUUUUUAUAAAUAAAGAGCAUUUAUUUAAACGAUA